CAGGUAAUCUGAUAUCCGGAUGGACCCGUCAAAUGACCCCUGCCAAGGGCAGUUGUAAGCUGAGAUAGGCAAUAUCGUCGUAUGUUGACCAUAAGAUGAGUAUCAGUCUCAUAAGUAUAAGUAUGGGAGCAAACCGCUCUCAAGUUUCCCUUCUCAUCAUCCUCUUCAGUACAACUCAAUUUCCGACAAACACUACUCUAGCACAACGUUGUUCAACCUCAACCAUAAUCUAUCAAGAUGUCCAAGUCCCUCAAGGUCGCCGCCAUCCAAGCCGAGCCCGUCUGGAACGAUCUCCAGGGUGGUGUCAACAAGUCCAUCGGUCUCAUCCAAGAGGCAGCAAAGAACGGUGCCAACGUCAUCGGCUUUCCUGAAGUCUUCAUUCCUGGAUAUCCAUGGAGCAUCUGGGCCAACUCCCCCACUGAGAACGCACCUUGGAUCAAUGAGUACUUCAAGAACUCAUUGGAGAGAGAGUCACCUGAGAUGGACCAGAUUCGAGCUGCUGUUCGAGAGGCAGGUGUUUUUGUUGUUCUUGGAUAUAGUGAGAGGUACAAGGGAACCCUUUACAUCGCACAGUCCUUCAUUGAUGAAACCGGCACCAUCGUUCUGCACCGCCGUAAGAUCAAGCCCACUCACGUUGAACGUGCCAUCUACGGUGACGGACAGGGCGAGUCUCUGACCAACGUUGCCGACACCAAGUUUGGAAAGGUUGCGGGCCUUAACUGCUGGGAGCACACUCAAACACUCUUGCGCUACUACGAGUACUCCCAAGAUGUUGACAUCCAUGUCUCCAGCUGGCCAUCCAUCUUCCCCCAGAACGUCCCCGAGUGGCCCUACCAUAUCACACCCGAAUGCUGCAAGGCUUUCUCUCACGUCGUCUCCAUGGAAGGAGCGUGCUUUGUUCUUCUUGCAAGCCAGAUCAUGACUGAGGAGAACCAUGAGAAGGCCAACGUUAAAGGCUAUGACUAUACCAAGAAGUCUGGUGGUGGCUUCAGUAUGAUCUUCUCGCCUUUCGGAGAGGAGCUUGUGAAGCCUCUCGAUCCGCAUGAGGAAGGCAUUCUUUAUGCUGAUAUUAACCUUGAGGAGAAGUACAAGGCGAAGCAGAACUUGGAUAUCGUUGGCCAUUACUCGCGACCUGAUCAGCUGAGCCUUCGCGUUAACCGCCAUGCUGCUAAGCCUGUCUUUUUUGCCAAUGACCUUUGAGCUCAUGGGUCUGAGUCCAGGGCGAGAGGCUGGUAUGAGGAAUGGUUCCGUUCGUAUUGACGGGUCACAGUUCGAGUGGCUGAAGUCGGGAAUUAUUGUAGUUGAGAUAUGGUCACCAGAUAGUUCGGAUAGCACAAUUUAAGAG
Messenger RNA from Fusarium redolens, 1345 nucleotides. Its product is annotated as carbon-nitrogen hydrolase. The coding region runs from base 238 to 1200 and encodes 320 amino acids. NCBI's taxonomy places the organism in Eukaryota, Fungi, Ascomycota, Sordariomycetes, Hypocreales, Nectriaceae. The transcript is spliced from 3 exons. The record is from RefSeq and is a predicted model, not a curated record. Gene Ontology annotation, molecular function: catalytic activity.